Messenger RNA from Setaria italica (foxtail millet), 758 nucleotides. RefSeq names its product zein-alpha PMS1. The transcript has a single exon. Gene Ontology annotation, molecular function: nutrient reservoir activity. The coding region runs from base 49 to 663 and encodes 204 amino acids. NCBI's taxonomy places the organism in Eukaryota, Viridiplantae, Streptophyta, Magnoliopsida, Poales, Poaceae. The record is from RefSeq and is a predicted model, not a curated record.
AAUCUAGCAACAUAGACAUUGAAACCGACAACCAACCUCUUAGCAACAAUGGCAGCCAAGAUAUUUGCCUUCCUUGCGCUCCUUGCUCUUUCAGUGAGCGCUGCUACCGCGGUCCUUGUCCCACAGUGCUCAGUAGCCGCCGCCGCAGCCACAAUUCCCCAGUACCUCUCACCUUACACAGCUCUUGGGUAUGAACACCCAAUUGUGCAAUCCUACAGGCUACAGCAGGCACUUGCAGCAAGCAUCCUACCAUCAUCGGCCAUGUUCCUACCACAACAGUCGGCCUUAUUGCAGCAGCAAUCCCUGUCUCAUCUGACAGUACAAAGCAUCACGGCACAGCAACAACGCAUUCUAUCACCGUUGAACCAACUAGCCUUGGCGAACCCCGCCGCAUACUUGCAACAACAGACGCUACUCCCGUUCAACCAGCUGGCCCUGGCGAACCCCGCUGCCUUCUUGCAGCAACAACAGCUGCUUCCGUUCAACCAACUGGCUGCUGUGAACCCAGCCGCCAUCUUGCAGCAGCAACUGUCACCAUUGAACCCACUUGCAUUGGCAAACCCUGCCGCCUUCUGGCAGCAGCAACAGCUAGUCAACCAACUAGCUUUGACGAGUCCCGCCGCCUUCUUGCAGCAACCCAUCGUUGGUUCUGCCCUCUUCUAGAUUACUUAUGAGUUGUACUUGAAUAAUUAUGUUUGCAUGAGGACAUGGGUGACUCCCCGGAAAUAAGAAAAGUAUUGGUUGAGAUUAUGAAGUCC